UUGUUGUGAGUUGCAUUUGUUUGAGCUGAAGUUCGUCUUUGGUGGUAUUUUUAAAAUUAAAAUCAACAUCAGCUGUCAGAUCUUGAUUCAAAAUGUGAUAAUAUUUUAUUGCAUAAAAAUAUUAUUUUAAUUAAAAUAAUUAUUUGCUACUUUCGAGGUUACCUUUAAUAAAAACAGAAUUUUUCUGCACAAUGGGACCUCCGAUGAUCAUGUGUCCGAUGUGCUGCAACGAGACGUUUGAUAAUUUGCAGUCACUGAGAGAACAUUUGCUGAGUAUGACAAAUAAUUUAUACUGUCCAGGAUGCUCUCAGAGGUACGACACCAUGGAUGAUCUUAUUCAGCACCUGGAAAAGUGCACCGAUGAUGAUAGUCAUCAAAAAAACGAUGACAGUAUGUCAGUUCAAACGGACAGUCGUAAUUUAAAAGCAGAUAGGAAUGAAAUUCUUAUGGACACCAAUGUUGGAGAAAUAAAUUUUUUAAAUCCAGUUAACAACCAGCAGUUGCUGAUAUCUGACGCGCGAACUUUAGAAGUUGAUGAAAAUGGAGACAUAAAAGUUGUAGAUCCAUUAGAAGUAGCAAAUAAGCAGCUCAAACUAAAUAAUAUCCAAGAAGCGGACAAAGAUUCUCCUGUGAUAAGUAUUCCCGAAGUUCUCAACACUCAGAAUAAUAAUGAAAAUGUUCUAACGAUGUUGCCCGAGGACUCUGUUGAGUUUCUUGACUCAGAUCAGAGUUUGUUAGAAAUCCAGCAUCAAGAAGGUGAAUUGAAUGAUGAUGAAUUUAUGAAAGUCAAGCAAGAGUUGUGCGAGGUAAAAAUCGAGAAGGAAGAAGAGAUAGACUCUUCAACUAUCUACAACUGCAGCAGCUGUGGAAUAAGCUUUAACUCCGUGAUCGACCACAUAAAAGAAUACCACGAGGGCCAGGAUGUGAUCGUGGAGGUGAAUGGCGAUGGCGCAACAGAAGAAGCGACCGAGAGCCCGCCGAUAAAAGUCGAAGAAAAACCUCAGCGAGCACACCCGCGGCAGAAGAUGAACAUCCUGAGGUCCGAGCCUACAGUUGACUCUGAAGGCCGCGCAUUUGUGCGGAACGUCGUCCAGAUCGAGGACUUCUGGGAUAAAAAGGUGAAACCCGUGAACGCUAAGAUGAUAGAAAAAUUUUUCGCGAAUCCCGAGGCUCCGAAGCUGGCCAGGAAAAAUGAGAUUCCCCAGAGGAUGUACAAGUGCAAGCAGUGCCUGGAACAAUUUUCCAAACUCGCGGAUUUCCGGAACCAUGCUUGCUGCAACGGGUCUAAUCAGUGCGACCAUUGUGACCAGGCUUUCGCUACUGUUAAAGCACUCCAGUUGCAUAUGAAAGUCCACGGCGCCUGUCUGUCGCCUACUAAGAAGAACUUUGUCUGCAGGACCUGCGGGACUCAGUUCGCGUCACAUAAAAGUCUUAGACUUCACUCCAGGAUGCACGCUCCUGUUAAAGCUAGGCCUGUUGACGCUCCUGAAGGGAAACCUUCCACGCGCUUUACUUGUCAGGAAUGCGGUAAAACAUUGUCGGAGUCAUAUCGAGCUGCUCAUAUGUCGCUUCACGCUGGAGAUACUGUAACUUGCGCUGUCUGCAAUCGGAAAUUCGAUUCGGCAGAUAGUCUGGCUAUGCAUGCAGCAGUCCACCCUGAGCUGGGUGUCCAGGUGCCAGCGAACCAGUCAGAAGUUCCCGAGCAACAGUCGCCUCUUGGAGUAGCUGCGACGGAAGACGAUCAGGAUCAGACUAAGCCUUAUAAAUGUCAGCACUGUGGAAGAAGAUUCACUAGGCCGCACGAGAAAGUAAAGCAUGAGCGGAUACAUACUGGGGAAAAGCCGCAUGUCUGCGAGGUGUGUGGAAAAAAAUUCCGAGUAUCAUACUGUUUAACUCUGCACAUGCGAACCCACACCGGAGUCCGUCCUUACGAGUGCCAGCACUGUCAUAAGCGUUUCAAAGCUUCCUCGGUGUACAAUCACCACCUGCUGACCCACGGCGAGGAGCGGGCGUACACUUGCCCUCACUGUCCCAAGAACUUCAAAACUCGCGUCCAAUUAGCGGGUCACAAAAAUAGUCACACGAAGCCUUUUCAUUGCACGGAAUGCACGCGACCUUUCGCUUCUCUUUACGCAGCCAGAGCUCACAUUGCAACUCACAAAAAGGAGAAUAAUCUAAAAUUCACCUGCCACCUCUGCGGAGCUUCUUACGGGCGGGCUUUUGCUCUUAAAGAUCAUCUUAAAACCCACAAGGAAGAGACCGAUGAAGCUUUACCACCUGAGCCAGCUCACGAAGAAGAAAUAAAUCAAGAUUUUCUACUCGAAGAAGAUGAAAUGAUUGAAGAAAUUUUAGAUAGUUAAUAAUUGUUUUUUUGUUUAGUUGUUCAUCCAUUUAAAAAAUAAUUUUUCUUAUAAUUAUUGAUAUUUAUGUCUAUAAAUCUGUUGUUCAAAUUAACUUUCAAAUUUGAGGAUUUAAAAGUUUAUAAGUUUAUUUAAUAUACUAAUUUAAUUAAUUAUUU
This is a messenger RNA of Cotesia glomerata, 2518 nucleotides long. RefSeq names its product zinc finger protein 665-like. Gene Ontology annotation, molecular function: DNA-binding transcription factor activity; RNA polymerase II cis-regulatory region sequence-specific DNA binding. Gene Ontology annotation, biological process: regulation of transcription by RNA polymerase II. The record is from RefSeq and is a predicted model, not a curated record. The transcript has 7 exons. Lineage: Eukaryota; Metazoa; Arthropoda; Insecta; Hymenoptera; Braconidae. The coding region runs from base 192 to 2360 and encodes 722 amino acids.